CAUAAAAUCAGAUGUUGAUUGUAUUUUCGUAGUGGUAAAGGGAAUAUCCGAGUGCGAUUUUUUUCGAUAGAUUCUGAUAAAGGUGUUUAAAUCGUUGAUAAAAACGAUUAGGUGUGUUAAUAAGGUGCAAGUUGGUUGUAUAAAAAAAGGUUUUUGUUGAUCAAGCAUUCUUAUGUCCACAAUUUGCUGUCAGUGGGCUUUUUGAGCAUCAUUUAACGCAAAUUGUAUUUUUCACAAAAACGGUCAAGUGUUUUAUUUAGUGCCCGAUUAUUGAGCAUAUGUUAUUUUAAUUACGAAUGUGCUUCAAGUAAAUGUGCAUUGCUGUUAUUAUGUUCAUGAAUGAAUUGGAUAAAUUUGUAUUGUAACAUCAAUGUGUUCUGGAGAUGGUGUGUAAGGAGGAGGUAUUAUCAUGGUUUAAGGACUUGGAAAGUUACAAAAGAAUAGAUGUCUUGUACAAUUUGUUGAAUAUGUGUCUUCCUUUUGAGUUGCGGUUCCUGGGGAGUUGUGUUGAGGAGAUUGGCAAGCACACAUACCAGGAACUUCGGGGCCCCGAAAUAACGGCCAACGAUUACGAAAAACUCUCUAAAGAUGCGACUUUCAACCAAGGUUUACUUGAAGAGAACGUUAGGCAUCGGGUGUUGCUUUACCUUUCGUUAUUAUCCUCUAGGAACUAUAGUGUAGCUAAUUUUUUAUACAAAAAGUUUUUAAGGACAGAACAUGUCGACGACAUUGUGAGUGGACGUGUUAAAGAUGAACUGUUACACAGUGAGACUUUGUUGUUGUUUACGAUGGCAUUGUACCAUCCUGCAUUUACCUUUGAUCAAAAACAAUUUUUUAGUCAAAUUCUUAGUCAUUUAAUCGAAUCGAAUUCUACCACGGCGCCAAAGCCCAGUGUUUAUGGCUAUCCACCUGGAUUUGGCUACCCCUCAACAAAAAAGGGUUCUCCAGAAAUUGUUUCUUCAGUUCCGGUAAAAUCGGCUCCUAUUAUGUGCUAUAGCGAUUCUACUAUACAUCAGCAGCCCCCAGGGUUGCCACAUCUACCGCCACAGCCGCCUAUUGAGUUUAUUUGGAAUGUACGUCCAGGGUUUUUAUGUGCAGGAGCACCUGAGGUGCCGCCAUUCCCGCCGCCAUCGGCCUCCCCGCAGCUAAGCCGAACCUGCUCACCUAGUCACAGCCGAAGCGCCUCCCCCCUGCGACCCGCGAACCACCCCCCGCCCCAGCAUCAGCAACCGCCCCAUCAGCAGCAGCACCAGCAGCAACCGCCCUCGCAGCAGCUGCAGCCGGUCAACGUGCGGCUGCCGCCGCCGCCGCCGCCCGAGCGCGUGCAGCCGCCCCCGCCGCCGGUCGUGAGCGCGCAGCCGUCGCAGCAGGAGUGCCUGCCGCCGUCGGCGCUGAUGCCGUCGCCGCAGCACCGUCGCACGCCGACGGUGGCGGCGCAUCCGCCCCCGGUCGUGCAGAUGCAGGCGGAGGGGCUCACGCAAUCUAGUCUACCGAUGUACCAGAACGAGGUCAAGUUACCUGAUGAAGAGCACCCGACGUUGCAAGAAGAGAAGCACAUGCGCAGCGAGCACCCGUGGCACACGCAGUACGCCGUCCAGAACGGCAUGCGGUUCCCGCUGCCGAAGAUGCGGCCGUUCCUCGCCGAGCACAUGCAGGCGAUGAGCCUGGACGGCGAGAACUCCCUGCACCACUCGAACUCGUCUUCCGACAGCAGCCCGAACAGGACGCCGCCCGGCACGCCGCACCCGCCCCCGCCCGCGCCCUGCCUCGUCGGCCAGAAGAUGCGCAACGGGCUGCCGCCGCCGCAGUACGCGGUCACGACGAUGUGCGACGCCGCGUCGCCGCCCCCGCCGCCCUACAGCAACUGCUCGCUGCCCUACACCUAUCAGCAGUUCAACAGGUUGGGAGGCUACGCUUACAACUCGUACCGGCCGCCGUUCGCCGCCGGCCCGCCCUACCCCACCGCCACCUAUCCGCCGCCGACGGAAAACUUCGCCACCUUCGCCCAAACGAUACCUUACGUUCCCCUCAUCUAUUCCAGCCCCUUCCAUCCGCCCCCCUCGGCGCCGCGCGGCACGCCGCCCGGCUGCUUCAACUGCGGCGCGCGCGCGCACCAGGGCGCCGACUGCGCGCUGCAGAGCAUCGAGGAGCUCACCAAGUCCUUUCAGCUCGACUUCAACACCGCCAACCUGAUGCCCGAUCAAGCGGCCGAGAAAUGAUAUUACGUGUACAGCUUCUACGACGCCGCGGCAUAACGAAUGUUAUUUCUUCUCCCAGUAAGUAUCCAGCUCUUAUACAGGGUUUUAAUUGCGCUCAAGGUGCUGCUGACAAGGAGGUCUUAUUUUAAGUAGAAAAGGUCUUUGUGUAUUGGUGGCGCCCUCUUCAUUUGACAUGCGCCAACUACUAUCAUCGGUGUUGGGAUUUCACCCAUUCAAAUGCACCCGAAAACACUUUGUUACUAAGCGACAAGUUAGCUAAGUACAUAAUAGUCCAGUCUUAAAACUAAAUUUGCACCACCUGACCAUUUUUUCUUA
This is a messenger RNA of Brassicogethes aeneus, 2534 nucleotides long. The record is from the annotation of a GenBank genome assembly. NCBI's taxonomy places the organism in Eukaryota, Metazoa, Arthropoda, Insecta, Coleoptera, Nitidulidae.